AUGAUAAUGUCCAAUCUUUCGCCGGAUUUGAUAGAAGAAAUACUCUCUAGAGUUCCAGCCACAUCUCUAACAAGAUUACGAUCUACUUGUAAACGAUGGAAUACCUUUGAAUUAUUCAGAGACAGAAGAUUCACUGAGAAGCACUCUCGUAAAGCUCCAAAGCAGUCCAUGGUUCUCAUGUUGAAGGAAUAUAGAAUUUUUGUAAUGAGCAUUAGUCUCAACGUCGCUGAUCCAUCUAGAGAGUUUAAGGUUCCGCUUGGCCUAAAGGAUUCUCAUUCUAAUCUAGAAAAAGUAUAUAUAUACGAAGCUUUUCACUGUGGCGGUUUGUUGUUAUGCAAAACCAACCACGAUGGACUUUUGGUUUGGAAUCCGGGGGAAUCCAGAUGGAUCCAACCCAAAAGUGAUGAAGAGAGCUAUCGAUGGUCUUUAUAUUGUCUAGGUUACGAAAACAACAACUUUUGCCAUAGCUACAAGAUUUUAAGGUGUUUGCAUAAACUUAUAAAGUUCGAAAUUUAUGAAUUUAGUUCUGAUUCAUGGAGGGUUCUUGAUGUCGCUGCUCUUGUCUUCAGAAUAGAGUCACGAGAGGGUGUGUCUUUGAAGGGAAAUACUUACUGGCUUGCUUUUGAUACAGUAGACAAAUUCAUACUAAGUUUUGAUUUUACAAGAGAGAGAUUUAGACGUUUUUGUCUUCCAGUGUUUCAGAAUCUUGAUGCGAUGGCUCUAUCAGUUGUUAGAGAAGAUAAACUUUUACUGUUACAUAGGAGCUUUGAUACAAUUUCAAAGAUGGACAUGUGGGUGACUUAUAUUAAUAUUGAUACUGAAGCUGUGUUGUGGAGCAAAUCCUUUACGUUAGAUAUACCUAUUAGUAGUACUGAUGGAUAUAUUCCCAAUAACUUUUUGGUCGACGAGGAGAAGAAAGUGGUUAUGUGUUGUAAUCGAAGUUUGAAGCCAAAUAGCCGGAAGAGGGAAUACGUUAUUCAUAAAUAUCACACAGAGUCCCCUUCUGUAGACACUACACACGCAUCAGAUUUCUCUUUUAUUUUCAGUUAUGUUCCAAGUUUGGUUCAAAUCCAGCGAGUAGAGGAAAAGACUAGUCGAUAA
Messenger RNA from Eutrema salsugineum, 1101 nucleotides. Its product is annotated as putative F-box only protein 9. Lineage: Eukaryota; Viridiplantae; Streptophyta; Magnoliopsida; Brassicales; Brassicaceae. The record is from RefSeq and is a predicted model, not a curated record. The coding region runs from base 1 to 1101 and encodes 366 amino acids. The transcript has a single exon. Gene Ontology annotation, molecular function: protein binding.